Molecule: messenger RNA, 753 nt
Organism: Monoraphidium neglectum
Lineage: Eukaryota; Viridiplantae; Chlorophyta; Chlorophyceae; Sphaeropleales; Selenastraceae
Exons: 4
Coding region: 1-753 (250 amino acids)
Source: RefSeq, a predicted model, not a curated record
AUGUCCGCCCCUGAACCCACGCGCACCCCAUCCCCGCGCUGUGUGGAGUACCUCCACAUGAGCACCCGCCGCCUCAAGUCCGCCCCCGCCCCCGCCGCGGACGGUGCCGGCCUCGGCCCCGGCGCGCGCUACAGCGGCCGCAAGACGCCCCUGCGCGGCAAGGGCACGCCGCCGGCCGCCGCCGCCGAGACCCCUGCUGCUCCCGCUGGCGGGAUCAAGAUGGUCGGCGGGCACUCGGCGAAGCCCACGGAUGUCCUGCACACCAGCAGGCCGGCGUCCGCGGGCGAGGGCCCCGCGUUCCGGCCAAACCUGCGCUACUUCGAGGCCGCGUUUGCGUCCAGCAUGACAGGCACAUCCGCGGCCGUGAGCGAGGAGGCGUCCGCGAAGCGCGCGGUGCGGCGCCACGGCGCGGAGGCCCCCGACGAGGCCGUCAGCAUCACGCAGCGCCGCGUCCUCGCAGACUCCGCGCCACUGGACGGCAGCAGGGAGUCGUGGGAGGCGCCGGCCCCCAGCAGCCUGCGUGCCUGGAAGCUGCCCGAGAAGCCGGUCGGCAGCGGCAGCAUCAUCCGCCACCACGAGUCGCCGCGUCACGUGGAGGAGGGGCCCGCGCAGCUGGACGCCGGCCGCGCCCCCAGCCCCAACGUGGCGGCGCCCUGCCCCAAGUCGUCGCGCGACGCCUUCUCCGCCGCCUCUGAUGGCUACAACCUCAACAAGGCGCGCGCCAUCUACGGCUCCAGCUUCCGCUUCGGCUAG